AUGAAGCAAGAUAAUCUGUCGGUCGUGCUGGCCGAGCGGCCGACUGCAGAGAUCGUCCCCGGCCAGACUUUCCACAAAAAGACAACGCCGAUACCUUCACCAGCUGAUCUCAAGGAUGGAGAAAUUCUCGUCGAAACUUUAAUUUGGGCUUUGGAGACAACUGCUAAUGACAAGUCCGUUUGCAACGUUGAAGACACUCGCUCCUACCUUCCGCCGGUCAAGAUUGGCGCGGUGAUGCGAGGCGCCACGGCCGCCCGGGUUAUCGCAUCCAAGAGUAAACGGGCGGCGGCAGGAGACUAUGUCAGUGCUAUGUCAGGAUGGACUGAAUACGCCAUACUUGGAGAGGGCCAGUUUGAGCCCGCUUCGUCCUUUCCAGGUCUCAAUCCCAAUGAGCCCCAAGACAUUCUUUCAGUACUGGGACUCACUGGUGCGACGGCGUGGUGGGGAAUGACACAAAUUGGCGACCCAAAGCCAGGAGAACUCGUCGUCGUCUCCGGUGCUGCUGGCGCGACAGGUAGUGUAGCUGGCCAAAUCGCCAAGAUCAAGGGCGCCACUGUUGUUGGAAUCUGUGGAUCGGACACAAAGUGCAGUUGGCUUGUUGAUGAACUUGGGUUUGACAUCGCGUUGAACUACAAGGAUCCUGACUUCCGAGAAAAGUUCAAGUCUGCCACUAAAAAUUACAUCGACGUUUACUUCGACAAUGUUGGUGGUGACAUACUCGACAUGUGUCUGGCUCGAGCCAAGGAGCAUUCACGAUUCGUCAUGUGUGGUGGUAUCAGCCAGUACAACUCGGCCAACCCCGUUGGUCCCAAGAACAUUUCCAAAGUCAUAACUAUGAGAAUCAAGAUGCAAGGCUUUAUUGUCUUUGAUCACCAGAGUCGCAUCCCCGAGAUUCGAAAGGAACUGUCUCAGUGGCUAGCGGAGGGCAAAUUGAAGAAGACUGAGACAAUUAUUAAAGGCGGAUUGGCGUCCGCCGAACAAGCAUUGGUGGAUUUAUACAAAGGCGCCAACCAAGGCAAGCUCUUGGUCGAAGUCAAGAACCCCGCGACACCUGCGAUAAAGCUGUAA
Messenger RNA from Pochonia chlamydosporia 170, 1068 nucleotides. Its product is annotated as NADP-dependent leukotriene B4 12-hydroxydehydrogenase. Bases 1 to 1068 code for a protein of 355 amino acids. NCBI's taxonomy places the organism in Eukaryota, Fungi, Ascomycota, Sordariomycetes, Hypocreales, Clavicipitaceae. Gene Ontology annotation, molecular function: oxidoreductase activity, acting on the CH-CH group of donors, NAD or NADP as acceptor. The transcript has 3 exons. The record is from RefSeq and is a predicted model, not a curated record.